UGUUAUGUUUUAAUUUUUAAUGAUCGUAUGAGUAGUAAAUUAGCUAUUAACACCGCAAUAUUAUAUUUAUACAACAAAUUGUGCAUGUUUUAAUUUGUUUUGGCAUUCCGAAACAACGUGACGUGAAAUUGCACUUCCCCUCCUGAAAACUACAACCGUGUACCGGAAGUGGUCACGGCUAAAACCUGUAGUGACGUCUGUUUGUGAAAGACAAAAACAGUGGGCACACGCACAGGGUCUGCUGUAUUUUUGGAAGCGAGUGGGCUUCUCUUCAAAACUGGCACACUCAAGUCGAUUGUAGCGCGAGGAGAACUCAAGCGUGCGGGUUGAAAUAACGCAAGUCACGGUCGUAUUUUCUCUAAACGGGGAGCAAAAGGAGUUCAACACCCGCGGAUGGACCGAGCGAGUCGGGAACAAAUCGAAGCGUGUCACUUUGCCUGGUGACAACGCUCGACUGACUCAAUCAUCAUCUAGCCGACCACUUCACUUGCGCCGUGGAGGCAUUUAAUUGUUGUGGACGGUUGGUGCAUCGCGCUCACUGAUAAUACAUCGAAUACACCUCUGGGUAAUUUGGAGGGCUUACGUCACGAACGUGUCACGCUAAUUUAGCUUGUAGCUAGCCUGACUUGGACCUCUCGAGCCGCUAGCUGCAGAAUGUAGCCACGGUUUCGAAGGUCCAAGCUCGUUGCGUUUGGUGACGCAGUCGCUCCCAGGUUUGCUUCUUCAGUGAGUGGAGAAUGUGAAGCACAACCAUGGCCACCUUGGAAGCCUAUCGGGAGUACCAGAGGAUUGAGGACCUGGAGGAGGACUCUCCACCCGGGGAGGAGGACUUGCUGCUCCAUGUGCCCGAAGGCCUGAAAGAUUCAUGGCACCACAUCAAGAACUUGGAUAACUUCUUCACUAGAAUCUAUCAUUUUCAUCAAAAGAAUGGCUUCGCCUGUAUGAUGCUUUCGGAGUUCUUUGAACUUGUUCAGUUUCUGUUCGUCGUCACGUUUACGACGUUCUUGGUCAACUGCGUGGAGUACGACGUCCUGUUUGCCAACCGAGCUGUCAAUCAUACGGGGCCGGGCCGCAACCCGUUGGACAGGGGCAAGGUCACCCCCCCUGAUGCCCUUUUGCCCAGCCAGCAGUGCAUUCAGAGUAUCCAAGAGAACAGCUGGAUCAUAUUCCUUCUCAUCAUGGCGGCCAUCUUCUGGAUCUAUCGACUCGUCAAGGUUAUUUGCAACGUUCUGAGCUACUGGGAGAUCCGGCAGUUCUACAUUAAAGCGCUGAAGAUCAGAAUGGAUGAACUAUGCAACUUCACGUGGCAGGAAGUACAGGACCGUCUCAUCAGCCUGCAGCGAGAGCAGCAAAUGUGCAUCCACAAGAAAGAGCUGACAGAAUUGGACAUCUAUCACCGUAUCCUGCGCUUCAAGAACUACACGGUGGCCAUGAUCAACAAAUCCCUGCUACCCGUGCAGCUGCAGCUCCCCCUACUGGGCGAUGUGGUCUUCCUCACGCAGGGCUUGAAAUACAACUUUGAGCUCAUCCUCUUCUGGGGCCCCGGCUCGCUGUUCCAGAACAAGUGGAACCUGCACCCCAAGUACAAGCGCAGUGGCAACCGGCUGGAGCUGGCGCAGCAGCUCAGCAGGGUCAUCCUGCUUAUGGGCGUGGCCAAUCUGCUGCUUUGUCCCUUUAUUCUGGUGUGGCAGGUGCUCUACGCGUUCUUCAGCUACACGGAAGUCAUCCGCCGCGAGCCAGGGAGUCUGGGGGCGCGCCGCUGGUCCCUCUAUGGCCGACUGUACCUGCGGCACUUUAACGAGCUCAACCACGAGCUGCACGGGCGCUUGGGCAGAGGCUACAAACCCACGUCCAAAUACAUGAACUCCUUCACGUCGCCGCUGCUCACCGUGCUGGCGAAAAACGUCGCCUUCUUCUCAGGCUCGGUGUUGGCCGUCCUCAUCGCACUGACUGUCUAUGACGAAGACGUCCUGACGGUGCAGCACAUUCUGACUGUCAUCACUGUGCUCGGGGUGGUUAUCACCAUCACUCGGUCCUUUAUCCCAGACGAGCAUAUGGUUUGGUGCCCUGAACAGCUGUUGCAGUGCAUGCUGGCCCACAUCCACUAUAUGCCGGACCACUGGAGGGGCAACGCUAACAAGAGCGAAACCCGGGACGAGGUGGCACAGCUCUUCCAGUACAAAGCGGUGUUCAUCCUGGAGGAGCUGCUCAGUCCCAUCAUCACACCCUUCAUUCUCAUCUUUCUGCUGAGGAACAAGUCUCUGGAGAUUAUAGACUUCUUCAGGAACUUCACGGUGGAGGUGGUCGGCGUGGGAGACAUCUGCUCCUUUGCACAGAUGGACAUCAGACGCCACGGGAACCCGACUUGGCUGUCCGAGGGUCAGACAGAGGCGUCUGUGUACCAGCAGGCCGAGAACGGAAAGACGGAGUUGUCGCUCAUGCACUUCACCAUUAAGAACCCGCACUGGCAGCCGCCGCUGGAGAGCUCUGUGUUCAUCAGCCACUUGAAGGAGAAGGUGCAGCAUGACGCGCAAGGCGGUCCAUCCACGCAGCUCCUGCUUUCCGAGGCUCCUCUCUGCACAUCGCUGCAGUCCAAUGAAUCUGCUACCGGGCCUGAUAAUCUGCUGGCCAGCAUCCUUGCGCACCCUGUUCUCACCGCAUCAGGACUACAAGGCAGAGAUCACCGCUUUAUUGCGCCAAGCACAGCAGCCUCAGCCGCCGCCAGCGUCCUGGCCUCUUUAUCCAUCUCCCAGCUGCCGAACGCCGGCCGAGGCCGCUCGCAACGCCACCAAGCUUCCUCAAUACAUCCAGAGAGCACCAUUUAUCACAGUGAUCGCACCGUCAUUGACAGUAUGUCAUUCAGUGACAGCCGUUUACAAAGCAAUACACUGCACUCUGAGUUUGCCUCAGCAGAGAUGAGCCUUCACGCCAUCUACAUGCACGAGCUCCACCAACAGACGUCGCACCCGCAAAGAGGGUCAGGGCAUUGGCAUAGCUCAGUGCCAAUGACGGAGCUACAUGGCAACACUGGUUUCUCGGCCCAUAUUGGUUCUACGCCGUCUUUAGUCACACCGGUGCACCUUGGUGGGUGGCAAGAAGAAGAAGAAGAGGAGGAGGAGGAGGAGGAGGACGACGACGACGACGGUGAAGAGGAGAUAAACAGUGGAUCCACACUGAAACAGGACACCGGGACUUGUUGAAGUGCCUUAUGACAUAAGUGUUUACGUUUUACUUUUCUCCAAUGUCAACUGUGGCCUUAGAAGAUCUUCAGCACGGACCUUUAAAUCCAUCCUUUUGUCACGUGACACGUCUCAUGAAGAAACCACUAUCUUCUUCUUCUUCCGCACAGACAUCAGGGAAGCAUCCAUGUUUUUAUUUUCUGUAGAUGAUCUGUGUGUGUGUGUGUGCUCGUUUGUUUGUGUGCGGGCAAGUAAGAUGGUGUAUACAAAAGACCACUGAUGGAAAAAUGCCAAAGGCUCUAUAUGCACAAUUCAAGUGUUUUUAGUGGAUAUCACAAGCAUCUAGUAUAGUGUUUCACUGCAUUAUUGUUGCUUGGGAGUAUCAUAGCGCUUAGAUCCUUGCGACGUGUAAAUACUAGAUGAGUACAUUCUUACUACCACACCUAAAACAUGCAUAUAAACAGGAUAGUACACAUACUACCAGAAGAGUAUGUUGCUGAAUUACUUGAUCAAUGACUUCACAUGGAGCAUUUUUGUCGAUGUCUGGUUCUCACAAUCACAGAUUUUGUUCAGUAUUAUCACCUCUUCAGCAAGAUGGUUUAUUUAGGAAUAUGACGAUGGACUAAAUGGGCCCCAAAGCCACUACAGGAAGUGAAGGUUUAACAUCCUGUAUUGCACCUGUGGCAGUGUCCCGGAAACACCAUUGCAGUUACACGCCAUUUUGGUCACUUCCUGGUUUUAUUCCACAAAGGUUGCCCGUCAAGCACUGAUCUUGAACUCGCCUGUCCCUGCUGACUUUUGGGCCAGACUGGUUGUCAGCCAAUCGCAGAGCACUUGUAGAGCAUUCACACUCACAUUCACACCUAUGUACAAUUUUAAGUCUUCAAUGAACCUAACAUGCAUGUUUUUGGAAUGUGGGAAAAAGCUGUAGUAUCAGAGGAAAACCCACGCAAGCACGGGGAGAACACGCAACCUCCAUACAGGAAGGCUGGGAUUAGUACACCGAACCUCAGAACAGUGAGGCAGGUGUGCUUAACCACUAAUGUGUACCGUGUUGCUAUCUGAAAUGUAUCAGGAGGAAAAUAUUUGUACACUUUUUCGGGUUUGUUUUACAUAUCUUGCUUGUACUCAUUUUUCUUAACAUGGAUGCAAAGCGGAGGAAACCUCUGAGAAUCUUCUGGGGGGAAAAAAAAAAAGUUUAUUAUUAUCUUUUAAACAUUAUUUUAAAGUUGGUCCCGUUCAACUUUGAUGACGUUUUUUAUUUGGGGGGGAAAUAUUUUUAUAUUGAGUAUUUCAAUCACAUUCUUUCAAUGAACCACAGAAUACAUGCAUGUUAAAUAGAAUAGACAUAUGCACUAUGAACAUAAUUCCCCCGCCCAAAAAAUAAUUGUGGAUUCCCACAGAAAAUUCCCCUAAAUUUUGUCGCCCUUGGUUUUCUAUGACCACAGGUUUUCCCUGAAUUGAGUGUUUUAUGAAAAGAAGGCACUCAGCCUCAUUUAUUAGCUUUGGAUGUAUUUUUUACCUUUUCUCCUCUCAUAUAUAACGACAAUUUAAAAAUUUUCUCUGUCCAAUCUUAUAACUGUGUGACUAAUAACAGACCCUCAAAUUAUGAGUAGCUAAAAAUAAAUGACUUGAUGACAUUGCGUUACAGUAGUUCAUCCUUAGUGAUAAUAUAAAUAUACACGCACACAUAACAGGCUUUUGUAGACUACACACUAUCUUGCAUUAUGGCUUUGAUAUGUUUUUAACAUCCAGAAGAUUAGCAGCUCUCAUCGGUAAUGCUAAACAUGUAGGCCUCUUCAUUUAUAUCUAUGGAAGAACAAAUGCUUCAUGAUGCUAAUAAUAAUCUCAGUAUUUUGCACUGAUAUAUAGUUUUAAGUGUACAUACAUGUAUGUACAGCACAUGCAACAGCUCAGAAAGGGACCUGAGCCCCCACCUCUUAAUGUUUGUAUAUAACGACUCAUUUUGUACCAAUUGAUGAGGUCACAGGUUUUUAGUUUGUUUUUUGUUGUUGUUUUUUUUCUCUUUUCUUUUUUUGUGCGUGUGUGUUGGUUGCGUCUUGCAAAUUCACGUUGUAAAGACACUGGAGUUGAAAGUUGCUUGUUUUUUUUAAAUGUUUUUAUUGCAGUCACACCUCACUGCUGGUGUUCUCUUUUUUUAUUUGAAGCAGUGCCUUAGGAUUAAGGACUCAUACUUUAUCUCAAGUCAUAUAGGACGGGAAGUAUUCAGACCCCCUUAAAUGUUUCACUCUUUGUUAUAUUGCAGCCAUUUGCUAAAAUCAUUUUAGUUCAUUUGUUUCCUCAUUAAUGUACACAAAGCACCCCAUAUUGACAGAAAAAAAACGAAAUUGUGGAAAGUUUUGCGGAUUUACAUUACGGAGGAAAAAAAUGAACUUAAAGUAUUUUAGCAAAUGGCUGCAAUAUAACAAAGAGCGAUAAAUUUAAGGGGGUCUGAAUACUUUCCGUACCCACUGUACAUCAUUAACGGUACAUAUUUUACAGUAGUGUGCUCUAAGUAAGUCACUGUGUGUAACAUCAAGAUGGAAUGCCAUAUUUGCUCAAAUAGUGGCCCUAAUUAAGACCAUUGCCUCCUUCACAUAUAGGCCAUGCCCAUCCACUUAUUUGGUCAGUGCGGCAUCCACUGGGGAAAAAUACCCGUAAACGCCUCCUUUAAACUGAAGCUGUACCCCAAUUAGUCAACCGCUGCGUCAUCCGUUAAAGAAAAAAAAAAUAAUAAUGAUAACCUUCCUUGAAUAGAAACCUUGCCCUAAUUAGUUGCCACUUGGUAGGUGCAUCAUUGACUUUAAAAAAAGAAACACCUCCCUCAAAUAGAAACUUUGCCCCAAUUAGUUGGCACUUGGUAGGUGCAUCAUUCCCUUAAAAAAAACUAAACACCUCCCUUAUGGUGAAAAAUGCCUCCUUCAAAUAGGUGCCAUACUCCAAUUUGUAAGCCUGGAUGUCAUCCAGUUAGAAGAAAAGAAAAAAAACGCCACCUUCAAAUAAUACCAAUAAAUGACACCUCAGAUAGACACCAAGUCCUAAUUAGUCGGCAGUGUGUCAUCCACUUAAGACAAUAAACGCUUCCCUCAAAUAAACACUGUGCCCCAAUUAGUCGGUGGGUGUGUCAUCCGCUUGAGUAAAUAAACGCCUCCCGGCCACUUUUUGUGUAACUACGUUAGAUUCAAAUAAAUGUGACUUUUAAGAAUGACGGCAAAGAGACUGACAACAUACAUAUUUUUUUUUCAUGUAUUUUUGCUGUCUGAAAUUGCACUGUCCUGUCAUCUACUGGCAUCAUCGUCAUCGUUACCGUGGACAACCUCACAACAACAAGCCAGUCAAGUAACACAAUGACUGGGACAAGGUGCUAUGCGUUUUCAUGCUGAAACACGAUGUGGGUUUUACAGCACGUUCUGGACUUUAAACACUAGCUGACGAAUGCAACGCGCCAAAAGAACUUUUUUCGACACAGUGUCACAAUACACGUUGUUUUCUGCCUAGCAGAUAAAUCUUAUUUAAUCGUUUUUUUUGUGUGUGCCUGUUAUUGAUUGUGAUGUCUAUUUGAAAUAAAGCUUAUUUCCAAGUUUGUGAA
Molecule: messenger RNA, 6768 nt
Organism: Phyllopteryx taeniolatus (common seadragon)
Lineage: Eukaryota; Metazoa; Chordata; Actinopteri; Syngnathiformes; Syngnathidae
Gene: atg9b
Product: autophagy related 9B
Exons: 14
Coding region: 753-3200 (815 amino acids)
Biological process (GO): protein localization to phagophore assembly site; autophagy of mitochondrion
Cellular component (GO): autophagosome; phagophore assembly site
Source: RefSeq, a predicted model, not a curated record